This is a messenger RNA of Aspergillus calidoustus, 1386 nucleotides long. Lineage: Eukaryota; Fungi; Ascomycota; Eurotiomycetes; Eurotiales; Aspergillaceae. The record is from the annotation of a GenBank genome assembly.
AUGACUUCUCAACCCCCAUCUACUAAUGUCCUCCCCACCACCAAGGACGGAGGCGUCUUGAUCCACAAGCCGCGGCCGCCCAGACGCCAGAAGCCCGACUAUAGACACAUUCAUCGCUUUUCUCUCCCUUUGAAAGUCCAUCAUCCUCUUCCUCCUUUGAUCCCGCAUAAUCCCCUCUCCAUUAUCAGUGUGUUACUCUCGUACCUCACGUACUUUAUCACGACACCCAAAAAUGAUACCUACUCGGCAUACUUCGAUUCGAAUACCUCGUCGGUCCAUGUCACCGACAAAAAGACAGUCCGGGCGCUGUGGGAGAUGGGCUUCUUUGGAAAAGGAAGUCUAAGUCGAAGUGAGCCAACCUGGCUGGAUCAGGAAAAGAAGCGGAGGGGUCUUCUUGAAGGCGUGACGAGCGAAGAGGUUACUCGUCAACGGAGAGCUGAGCGCAGGGAACUGAAGCUUCAGCGAGCAAGGUCAGAGAAGUUGAUUAUAGAGCAAAGACUUCAGGCGGAAGCUGCUGCACGUGAAGGUCACACUCCAGUCGUUGAGUCUGUGACGCCAGCAUCCCUAGCCAAUGCUACUAAUGGCGUCGCUCUGACUGCAGAGAAGUUUUCUGUGAAAAAGGCUCGAGAGGCCAGGUUUCUUGAGGCGCAACAACUGGCCCGGCGGGAUAGGGAAGCUAAUGGCAAAGCCGUUAACUUUACGACAACGGACGGCAAUGGCUCUGCGCAUGGAUUGAGGGAAGAACCACCUAUCGACGAGGGUGAAGAAAUCACAAUUACCAACGAAGAGCAUCUCCAACUCUCUAACGAGGAAGCAUUGUUCCUUGUGUACGGACUAGGAGCCCUGCACGUCUUUGACCAAGACCGAAAGACUGUGCUGUCUCCUGACUCCUUGCUCAAAUUAUUUUGCCAUCAUUCACACACCCCUCCCCGAGAUCCGUCUCUGGAUUUGAACCCCGACGACCCCUUCCUCGUUUCCUACGUCGUGUACCACCACUUCCGCUCCUUAGGCUGGAUCGUACGUUCCGGCGUUAAAUUCGGAGUCGAUUAUAUCAUCUACAACCGUGGUCCCGUCUUCUCACAUGCCGAGUUCGCAAUCGUUGUUAUUCCAUCCUACGACCACCCUUACUGGUCUGAAACAGAAGAUCGAAAGACAGAGUGUGCCCGGAAACAGGCGCGCAGCUGGUGGUGGCUGCAUUGCGUGAACCGUGUGCAGGCACAAGUGAAAAAGACGCUCGUAGUUUGCUAUGUCGAGAUCCCGCCGCCGUCGCAAGAGCUUGAGCAUGCGUCGUCGGCUGGCAGCAUGGAUAUCGGAGCUUUGCUUACUCGCUAUAGGGUGCGGGAGCUUAUUAUCAGGCGUUGGAUACCGAAUCGCACUCGCGACUGA